Molecule: messenger RNA, 960 nt
Organism: Miscanthus lutarioriparius
Lineage: Eukaryota; Viridiplantae; Streptophyta; Magnoliopsida; Poales; Poaceae
Source: the annotation of a GenBank genome assembly
AUGGAGGUGGACGAGUUGCUCAAGAUGCUCCAGUUGAGUGAGGAAGAGAAGGACGGCGUGGUGCUGGCAAAAGAGGACCGGGAGAACCUCCCUGCAGUGAAGUGGAUGGCGGCGGCAAAACUCCUCACAGCAAAGGAGUUCAGCGUGACCUCGAUGGUGUCCACCAUGCGUUCGGCGUGGAACCCAGCCAGGGAAGUGACCUUUCGGGGAUACGCAUUGAUGCUUGAGGAGCUCGACGGAUCGACAACAAUCCCCAGCGAGAUGCCAAGUAAGGUGCUUGGUUGGAUCCAAAUUCACAAGAUCCCUCAUCUUUUUCGCACCGAAGCCAUUGUGAAACAACUUGCUGCGAAGGUGGGGGAGGUGCAGGAGAUAGAGAUGAAGGCAAUUGCAUCGAGGACCGGGGACUUCCAUCGAGUCCGGGUGAAGCUUGCUGCUGCAAAACCCCUAAUUCGGGUGGUGACCCUUGCUCCCGAGGGACAGGCCAAGAUUUUGCUCCAAGUGAAGUAUGAGAAGCUUCCUCGGUUUUGCGCCCACUGCGGGCUGAUGGGACACGUUCAUCUCGAGUGUGGCGCUCGGGAGUACACGGAGAAGGAUCUUCAGUUUGGAUCGUGGAUGGUUGCUGAUGCGGAAUCUUGGCACCCUGGCACGCCGAGGUUCCGAUCCUCAGCGCCAGGUGAUCGGGAGAUGCCGAGGGAUGGCGGCGGACGUGGUGGUGUGAAACCAACACGGGGUGGACAUGGUCAGGUCAGUGGGCGUGGUGGCCGCGGUCCCAUGUGGAAAGCGAAGGCGACUACGACAUCUGAAUCAGGUUCCAGGAAACGAACCUCGGUAGACGUCGGUGAUGAUAACAAAGAUGACAAGGAGCUGGAUGACAUGGCCUCGAGCCCUGCCAAGACAAAGUCAAGACAGCAAAAGCGUGGGGAGGAACCACCUACCCCCACCCCACCCCCCGGAAUAUAA